Messenger RNA from Pyrenophora tritici-repentis Pt-1C-BFP, 1284 nucleotides. The record is from RefSeq and is a predicted model, not a curated record. Lineage: Eukaryota; Fungi; Ascomycota; Dothideomycetes; Pleosporales; Pleosporaceae.
AUGUCAUCAGCCCCCUCCCCAAUCCAUCUGGAUGGGACCACGCUCGAAGGUGGCGGCCAACUCCUCCGCAUAGCCAUCGGUCUCUCAGCCCUCACUAAAAAGGCCAUCGCCAUCACGUCCAUCCGCGGCAAGCGUCACGGCGGCGGCGGCCUCAAAGCCCAACACCUAACCAGCGUCCAGUGGCUCAGUUUAGCCAGCAACGCGCAAACUAUUGGCGCAGAACUAAAGAGCAAGGAAUUAACUUUCACCCCCAAUGCCCUCCACACCCCCAAUGCCCUCCACACCCCCAAUGCCCUCCACACCCCCAAUGCACAAUCUCAAGCACACAUCCAAAUUCCUCAAACCACUCCCGGAAGCAUAACCCUCAUCUUACAAGCCAUUCUCCCCUAUAUCCUCUUCUCCUCCUACCACUCCUCCCCAGUCUACAUCACAAUAACCGGCGGCACAAACGUCUCAAAUUCGCCGUCCAUAGACUACACAACCCAAGUCCUGCUUCCCAUGCUCAAACUCAUUGGCAUUCCACCCAUCUCAACCCAGCUCCACUCCCGCGGCUGGUCCCAAGGUGCCCCCGUACUCGGCAGCGUGACCUUCACCAUCACCCCCCUCCAAGCCCCUCUCCCUGCCUUCGACCUCACCACCCGCGGCGCCAUCAUCUCCAUAAAAGCAACGAUACUCGCUCCAGCAUCCAGCGAACAGAAUUUCCGCGAUGAACUAGGCCUCAUGUUCGAGAAGCGUGGAUCCCAUUUCUUCGACACUGAACAAACCCCAAAUAUCGAAAUAUCCUUCCAAGACUCCCACCACGAGAAACGUUUCUAUAUUCUCCUCGUAGCCAAAAUGUCCUCUGGCAUAAAACUAGGCCGCGACUGGUUGUAUGACCGUCGCGUCCCCUCUUCCUCCUCCUUCUCACACAUCCCCGCCAUGAUAGCAAAAGUCUCGUCGGACCUACUCGCGGAAAUCGAACAUGGCGGCUGUGCGGAUGAGUGGAUGAGAGACCAAUUAGUCGUUUUUCAGGCGCUGGCCAAGGGGGAGAGUAGGGUGGAUGGCGGAUAUAGGGGUGCGGAGAGGGUGGAGAUGAGUCUGCAUGCGAGGACUGCAGUGUGGGUUGCGGGAGAGGUGGCGGGGGUGCGGUUUGAUGAGGAGGGAGGGUGUAGGAGCGUGGGAUUUUAUGGUGGGGUGGUUGAGGAGGAGGAGGUUGAUGGGGAUGGGAAGGGGAAUAGGGAUGAUGAUGAGGGUGGGUUGGUGGAGAAGAUGAGGAAGUUAGCGGUCUCUAAGGAGGAUGUUUAA